Humulus lupulus (European hop) is the source of this 690-nucleotide messenger RNA. RefSeq lists its product as uncharacterized. NCBI's taxonomy places the organism in Eukaryota, Viridiplantae, Streptophyta, Magnoliopsida, Rosales, Cannabaceae. The record is from RefSeq and is a predicted model, not a curated record. The transcript has 6 exons. Bases 1 to 690 code for a protein of 229 amino acids.
AUGGUUGCAAAUGAUCCCAAUGUUCCUGAGGAGGAAAUUUUAGAUGAAGCUAACUACCCCCGACGCCUUGGAAAGCAGCCCAUGAUGGUGGAUAAAAGAGAUGACAAAGAGAAACAACAAGGUCGUGAACGAAAUAUUCAAAAUCCAGAGAGGUAUCAAGUUUGGCUUAGAUCGCGUGAAAAAAAUAAAGUUCUUGUGACAGAGCUAGACCGACAAAUUGCCGAAAAGAUAGAGGACGUCAAAGAAAAAGUGAUUCGUGGCGAAAUUACAGCUCUGGGUCGAGAUGACAUCUUGACUCAAGCAUUAGGGACACCAGAACACCCAGGUCGUGUUCGAGCUGGCGGGUUCACUGCGACCGUUUCCAAAAUGUUUGGAAAAAAACAUAAAACAAUGACUGCAAGAGAGGAGAUUGCUCGACUAAAAGCUGAGAUUGAAGAGCUAAAAAGACAUAAAUUUAGCACAGAAGAGGAAUUAGCUCAAAAUGAAGAAUAUAAUGAGGAAAACGAUGAGUGUGGAUACAACGAUGAAGGGCAAUUUGAUGAGGGACACUAUUAUGAGAAUACAAGUGAUGAAGUCUAUCGACCUGCCCCCAACGCAGAUGAUCAUUUUCAUAAAACCGAAGACUAUCCUUUUGAUGAAGAUGAUGGAUCAUCAAUUUAUGAGUGUACUCAUUGUACCAAACAUGGGUAG